Messenger RNA from Notothenia coriiceps (black rockcod), 2428 nucleotides. It is a transcript of the gene hoxb8a, whose product is annotated as homeobox B8a. The transcript is spliced from 3 exons. Gene Ontology annotation, biological process: regulation of transcription by RNA polymerase II. Gene Ontology annotation, cellular component: nucleus. Gene Ontology annotation, molecular function: RNA polymerase II transcription regulatory region sequence-specific DNA binding; DNA-binding transcription factor activity, RNA polymerase II-specific. Lineage: Eukaryota; Metazoa; Chordata; Actinopteri; Perciformes; Nototheniidae. Bases 556 to 1368 code for a protein of 270 amino acids. The record is from RefSeq and is a predicted model, not a curated record.
AGAGAGAGAGAGAGAGGGAGAAAUAUGAAACAACUCAUUUGCAGAGGAGUAAAUCACGGAAUACCCGUUUGAGAGCGCGACAGGGCUUACAGCGCUAACACCGGAAUUGUGAUGCGCACGAGCCCCUACUCUACUUCUCCCUCUUCGUCUUCUUCUCCUUCCUAUUCUUUUUCUUUUUUUUUGUAUUCUUCUUCUUCUUCUUCUUCUUCUUCUUCUUCUUCUUCUUCUUCUUCUUCUUCUUCGCUGGAGAUUUUAUGGAACCGGUGUGAUUGUUGUUAUUGUUGUCGCGGUGUUUGUGGCUCUCACUGCUCUGGCUGGCUGCCGUUACGCGCACCGUUCGUCUGUUGUGGCCGUGAAGGGAAACACCACAACAACGGUCACCGACACCGGCGGCAGACCUGCCUCACACCCUCUCUCUCUCUCCAUCCCUCCCCUCCGUGUUUGUGUGUCGGUGUUUCUCAGGAAAAAAGGAAAAAGCGCUGAAAGCCGCGGCUCUCUUCCUACAGCGCCACUCUGACUCUGCCGAGCCAAACUGAAAAACAAUAAACACAAAAGAUGAGUUCAUAUUUCGUCAACUCGCUCUUCUCCAAAUAUAAAAGCGGGGACUCGUUACGUCCGAACUACUACGAGUGCGGUUUCGCGCAGGACCUGGCGGGCAGCCGGCCCACCGUGGUGUACGGACCGGGCUCCGCCGCUACCUUCCAGCACGCCCCGCAGAUCCAAGACUUCUACCACCACAGCGCCUCCACACUGCCCAGCAAUCCGUACCAGCAGAGUCCCUGCGCGGUCACAUGCCACGGAGAGCCGAGCAACUUCUACGGAUACGACGCGCUACAGCGGCAGACGCUUUUCGGGGCCCAGGACGCGGAUCUGGUCCAGUACAGCGACUGUAAACUGGGAAGUGCACCGGGUCUCGGCGGAGAGGACGCGGAGGGAACCGAGCAGAGUCCGUCACCGACGCAGCUGUUCCCCUGGAUGAGGCCGCAAGCGGGCAGGAGGCGGGGCCGGCAGACGUACAGCCGCUACCAGACCCUGGAGCUGGAGAAGGAGUUCUUGUUCAACCCGUAUCUGACCCGGAAGCGCCGCAUCGAGGUGUCGCACGCUCUGGCCCUGACAGAGCGGCAGGUGAAGAUUUGGUUCCAGAACCGGAGGAUGAAGUGGAAGAAGGAGAACAACAAAGACAAGUUCCCCAGCAGCAAGAGCGAACAGGAGGCGGUGGAGAGGGAGAGGAGGGAGAAAGAGCUGCGGGACGGAAGCGGAAGUGGCGACGGUGGAGGUGGUGAAGAAGGAGGAGGUCCGGCUGUGGUGGUGGGAACAGCGGGGUCACAGGCUGUGAGUGAGGAUUGCUGCGAGAAAACGCAAAUGUAGGGAGGAGAGUGUUGGGGGGUGUACAGGAGGGGAUUUUUAGUCUUAAUUGUGGCCAUUGGAUGCUCCACUGUCUCCACAAUUCAAUUGAUGGAAAGGAACUUGGGUCUCCAAAAUGGCGGCUGAGGAUGGACAGGAGGGGCCAACCGCCUCUGAAAAAAAAGAAGCAAGAAAGUGAACUAAAAAAAUAGAAGAGAGUGGUGCAGGAAUCAGUCCUGAAACCCAGAAAUUAGUAAACAUUCUAACAGAUCCGGUUCCCUCAUCUUGAGGUCAAUGGUGUUUUUGGUUAGAUGCCUGAAAUAAGAUCUGUGGUAGCGAGGUAAGAGAUGUUCACGUUUUGUUCUAAAACAGUUUUGCAUUUACGGUUCAAAAAUCAUAAAGUGGUGUUAAUAUGUGGAGAUUAUCCUGCUGAACAAAUCGUGUAAGGAUCAUAAAUGUGUGUUUGUCACAGAUCUUUUUUUGUCAAUAUUGCGAAAUCCAAUGCAAAAUGCCCAUUGAUUUGUGUCGAGGGAGCCCUUGUGAUGCUAACUUCCGGUCGAUUUACACAAAUGCCUCAUUGCUGCACCACUCUAUUAAUGAGGGCGUCCAACAAGCAUAGUCUACUCUAGUGUUUAAACAAAACAAAAAAAUAGCCUCCUUUCUUUGUGGAACAAUUAUCGUGGAAACAUUUCUAUAUUGUUAGAAGUUUAUCAUUAACAAUUUUAUCUUUGGCAGCUGUAUAGUUUUUAAGUUAAAAAAUGAUAAUGGUGCACUUUUUACUGUACUUCUUCUCACUUGUAUGUUGUUGUUGUUGUUGUUGUUGUUGUUAUGGCAAUGAUUGAUUGAUGCUGAUGAUGAUAAUGAUGACAUAGCAAUUAAUGACAUUUCCAACAACAGGAAACUGCCUAUUUAUGCCGUUUUAGUAGGUCUCUUUUUUACAAACUCUAAUUGUCGUUUUAGUUCGUUUUUUGAUCGAUGGUGUUUGUUUUAUGUUGUCUUCUUUUUCUCUUUUUGGGUAAAAAGCAUGCGCACAGUGCAGAAUAAAAAGAAAAGAGAACAUUCAUAAAAAUAAAAACGAGGAAAA